Molecule: messenger RNA, 2952 nt
Organism: Homarus americanus (American lobster)
Lineage: Eukaryota; Metazoa; Arthropoda; Malacostraca; Decapoda; Nephropidae
Product: homeobox protein Nkx-3.2-like
Exons: 4
Coding region: 442-1599 (385 amino acids)
Biological process (GO): regulation of transcription by RNA polymerase II; cell differentiation
Cellular component (GO): nucleus
Molecular function (GO): RNA polymerase II cis-regulatory region sequence-specific DNA binding; DNA-binding transcription factor activity, RNA polymerase II-specific
Source: RefSeq, a predicted model, not a curated record
UCUGGGGAAGAGAUAGAGGGAAGCAAGUGACAGAACCAAUUAGAGUACAAAUAGUCUCGACCGCAGAGUCCAGCCACUAUCCUCGCUCCCCUCCCUUGCUGAAGCGACGCCCACCGCCUCUCACACUCUCUCGCGAGGGCUGAGGGGAAACACGCAGGGGAAUUGAGGGCUUUGUGGAGAGCGCUGCCACACGUGCUUCUCGACACCCGCGACACUGACUGGGAACUUUGUGGUGGUCGCCUUGUGAGUGGUGGACUUCUGGUAACAAAAGUUUGGCGAACUUUCUCGGCCAUUCAUCAUUCGUUUUUAUUACCGACAUUGCGAUGGUUUGAAGGAAGGAGGAUUGUGCUUGCGGGAAAUACAUGUACUUGGUAGUUUAUCCCGAGUUUAUGUUAUCUGACGAUCGUUGCGACAGAUAAGUGAGAGGACUAUCUUACUGUUAUGGAGACUCUGAUCAAGAUGGAAAAACCCGGUUCUCCCGAUAGUCAGACACAAACUACGGCCUCCGUCACUCCCUUCUCCAUCACCGACAUUCUCACCCGCAUGGAGAACCGAUCUCCCUCCGACUUGCGUACCACCCCCGACCACCACAGGAGUCUGGCCGACUUGCGGAGCUCCCCCAGCCUGGGCUUCCGGCCGGUAUCUGUGCUCAAGUACAACUCCCCCUCACCCAUGGACCUCUCUAAGGACUCCAUUCAUCCGGAGGUGAGCUCCUCGAUGGAACCUUCGUCAGGAGGCCCCACCAGCGCCUCCAACCACCGGACGGCGGACGGCAGGGAGGCCACAUCAUCUCCCGAAGGCUUCAACCUGCUGGGUCGGAGGAGUAGGUCGACCUCGCCCUGCUCGGAGAUGAGCAUGGAGGAGGUGGACACUGAGCACAGUGAUCGUGAAGACCCUGCUCACGCCACAGGCCACGACAGUGUCUCCAACGAAGGCAAAGGAGACGCCGGAGAGGGUGAGCGCGCCCCGCGGAAGAAACGGUGUCGGGCAGCCUUCAGCCACGCCCAGGUGUUCGAGCUGGAGCGUCGCUUCGCUCACCAGCGCUACCUGUCUGGUCCCGAGAGAGCGGAUCUGGCCCAGGCACUCAAGCUGACAGAACAGCAGGUGAAGAUCUGGUUCCAAAAUCGUCGCUACAAGACCAAGAGGAAACAGCUGGUGGCCUGUGAACCACCUUCCUCCGGCAGACGCGUCGCUGUUAAGGUCCUGAUGCGAGACGACCAGCUGAUUCACGGACCGGACGAGGGUCUACCCCGGCCGCCCCUCCUGCUGCCCUCCCUCGCCUCCCUCAGCACACUCAGCUCACUGGGGUCGCUAGGGAUCCCGCCCUAUUGCUACUACCCGUACCUCUGCCCGCCGCCUCACACAGGGAGCACCGCCGCCGCCCUUUCUUCCCUGCCUCACCUGCCUCAGCUCUCAGCCCUCUCACCCGCUUCCCUCUCCUCUCUCUCCUCAUCACUCUCCUCUCUCACUUCUUCACUGUUACCCCCACACGCCCACAGUGCAGCGUCCUCGCCCACGCCAACAGUUUCCACCAGCGGAGGCGCUUCAGGAGGGAUGACGAGGCCUAACCCGCAGCCGCCCUCCCCACCUCGCCCCUGAUUCGCCUCCUACACCUGAUGUAUCCUCAACAUACACUCCCUCAGCGCUGCUCCCUCCCUCCCUUCCUCCCUCCCACACCCUCCUCUAGCACCCACCAAGCAGUAACCACCUUCACCGCCUCCUGCAGUAUCUGGAGUGAAGACAGUGACCACAACGAACCUACUAGUCAGAAACCAGAAGACAAUCUCGCUUCUAAAUAUGACGCUAUUAUGAUGUGAGAGAAAAAACAGUCUAACCUGAAACAGAAAAGCUUCCGAAAGGAAGAAGAAAGCAACGUGUCUCGAGGCUGAGUUGUAAACCUUGAUACGAGCGUUGGUUUAGCCAGUGUUUUCAAGCCUCUGCCUCCCAUUAAGUGUCGGGAAUGUCAUUCCUCUGAGGUGAAUUUGGUGAGUGAGAAAAAAAAAGAUAGUGUGUUUCUGGUCGUCCACUGGAGUGAUACUCAUAAACUCUUUAAGGCAUCUUACAGUGGACGUAGCGGGCGGGUGCUGACGGCAGGAGGACCAAGAGGUAGUCACAGUAAAGUUCUCACCACACACAGCCGUAGCUGCCCUCACCUCACUAGCGAGUAAUAUAAGUUUAUAGAAAAAGUAGUGUUAUAGGCAAGACUACAAAACUAAGAAAAAAUAUAUGUAUAGUAUAAUGAUAAUAAUACUGAUAAUGAAAGAACAUUAUAUAUGAAUAAACAACCUACCUAUUUAACCCUGUAUAUUAAGUGACUAUUGUUUUGUCUAAAUAAAUUCAGUAUUUUCACAUCUUGAUUUUUUUCCCGACGUAUAGAGAGAAAAUGGUGUACAUAUAUAAGAUGAAAUAUGACGGUGUCGUAAGACUGUUUUGUGGUUGAGGUGGACGAGUGUAUCAUGUUGCUGAACCAAAUAUUUGGUCCAUAAGGUGAGCCACGUUCCCCAGGGAAGUGUAUGGGAGCUCUAUCAGGAGAGAAUGUUAGCCCCCCUCCUCCUCCCCCUCCUCUUCCCGUCAUCACCCCUUCCUCAUCCACUCAUUUACCAACCCCCUUCCUCCUCCGACCCUAGCCGAGAUCACCCCUCUACCUAUAUAAAACCCCAAAACUCACCCCUGAUCACAUAAUAUAUUACCACUGGGGAAUACGUGGUAAGGGAACUGCAGCCUCUUCCAUGGACCACAGAUUCUCAGGUGAAGGCAAGAGCCCCCUGAAGAAACCGUGACUGUGUACCUUCACAAUGCUUCAGGGAGAUCAUGACUCAGCACGGUGACGAGUGAACGUGGCUCUCUAGGAGGACGAGGGGCAGUGAGACAUCUUUGUCUAUGAUACAUAUCUCUUUUUAACGAUUAUUAUUCUCCUUGUAUGUUGUAAAAUAUACUCCACUGUUGAUGUUG